UCCACCAGUGCAACUUGGGGGGGGGGGAGUGGAGGCGCUUGUGGUUGGUGUGUGUGGUGGGGGGGUCCCUUAUUAUGAAGGGGGUCCCUUAUUAUGAAGGGGGUCCCUUAUUAUGAAGGGGGUCCCUUAAACCGCGGGGACGUUCACCCGCCCACUGCAUCGCCCCCGAACGGGGAAGGGACUUUUAUUUCUGCAAAGGCUCCGCCCGGUGAAGGCGGCUCAUGGCGUUGGCACGGGACCGGGCACGGCAAGGCUCGCAGGGCCCGGAGCACAGCUGGACUGAUGACCUCCCGGCAUGCCACCUCUCUGGAGUCGGGGUCAUUCCCAACCGCGUGUACGGGGCCGACGGCGCUGCGAGGGAGACGCAUCCUUACCAGGACUGCAGCCUUCGGCUCAGGAGCGAGGAGUGCUGUCUGUAUGGCGUGUGCCGUGGCUUUGAGGGCGCCCGCGUCUCGGCAUUUGUGUCUCAGCGACUGGCGGCCGAGCUGCUACUGGGACAGCUGAGUUCCAGCGACUCCGACUCCAAGGUGAAGACGGUGCUGCUGCAGGCGUUCGAUGUGGUCGAGCGGAGCUACUUUGAGUCGAUUGACGACAGCCUGGCAGAGAGGGCUGACCUGCAGUCACGGCUGCCUGAGGGUCUCAGCUCGUUCCAGGCAGCGCAGCAGUACCCGCAGCUGGUGGAGCGGCUGGCGGCGGUGGAGCGCGAGGUGGCGGGCGGCGCCACGGCCGUGGUGGCGUUAAUCCUCAACGGCAAGCUGUACAUCGCCAAUGUUGGUACCAACCGGGCUCUGCUGUGCCGCUUGGCAGGAGAUUCCACACUGCAGGUGACACAGCUGAGCAUGGACCACCACGCACAGAAUGAGGCGGAGCUGCAACGGCUCGCCCAGCUAGGCCUGGAUGUCGAUCGUAUCCGUCGCGAGGGGCGACUGGGACACCUGGACAGCGCGCGGUGCAUCGGAGACUACAGGAUCAAGCUCGGUUAUAAGGACAUCGAGGUGCUCAGCGCGGCAACAUCGGAGCCAGUGACGGCAGAGCCUGAGAUUCAUGGCGGCACGUCGCUCGACGCCACCGUGGGCUUCCUGUUGCUCGUGUCGGAUGGGCUGUAUCGCGCGCUUGACGCCACGCUCGGCCCGGGCCACGCCAACCAGGAGCUGGCGCUGAUGGUGGCGCGUGAGCUGGGCGCACGCACCUCGGUGGACGUGGCGGCUCAGGCUGUAGUGAAGCGCGUGGCCCGGCUUCACCAGGAGGCGUGGGCGAGCCACGGGGAGCGAGCGCACGCUUGCGAGCAUCACGACGACAUGACGCUGCUCGUGCGCAACCUCGGCUUCCCGCUCGGCGGCGCUGGUGGGGCCGGCGCUGUCACCGGCGCUGCCGCGGCUGUGGCCACGGCACUGGGCACGGGGAGCCCUGGUGUUGGUGCUACGGUGAACCCACUGUCGCCAGGUACCCGCGUGUACCCAGUCUCCGUGCCGUACAGCAGCACCGCCCACGACGCCGCAGCCGCCACCGCCACCGCCGCAGCCGCCGCUGCCGCCGCCGCCGCAGCCGCCACGGGCAAAACGAGCGUAACGCUGUCGCUCGUCAUGCCAUCGCAGGGGCAGCUCGUUAACGGGAGCGCUGGGGGGGCGGGGGGUCUGGCCGGCGGCGUUGUCGCGGGCGGAGCCUUGGCGGCAGCCGAUGUCAGCACCGAGGGCUCCGGCAGCGACGACCUCACGCACGGCACGCUCACCAACAGCCCCCACACGACUCUGCGCUCGGGCGGCAGCACCACCCGCACGCGCAGCUCCAGCUCCAGCUCUGGGGGCGAGGGGACGCUGUUCCAGCGGCCGCGCGCCUCCCUCGCGGCGCCCCCGGACCUGGACGGGCGCGUGGAGCCCUACGUGGACUUCUCCAACUUCUACCGACUGUGGGGCGCUGAGCACGCGGACAGCGCCACCCCGCUCGCCACUCCCACCCCCUGAGAAAGCUCUUGCCCACCACCACCACCUCCCACCACCCCACCCUCACCCCACCCUCACACCCCUCACCUCACCCCUCACCCCACCCCCCUCACCCCACCCUCCUCACCCCACGCUCACCCCACCACCACCCACCUCCCCCCCCCUCACCCUACCCCACCCACCCCAGGCGGCGGGGGAGGGCAGUUCAGAAUCAGAAUAUUUAUUGACACUGGAUGAAUAUCAGGUGAGCCGUGAAGCUGUUUUCCCACAGUUGUCCAGUAGGUGGCGGGUGAGAACGUUACGGUAACAAACAAAACAAAAACACGAUAGGGUGUAAAAGUAUAGGAAAGGUAAACAAAUCACUGAACAAAAAUAUACAAAUAUAACUUUUUUAUUUUACCACGUAAAGCCCACCGAGCUAUUAGUUUUUUUCCCGAAGCGACCUGGUUAUCACACAUUAUAGUUGUUGGGGGGGGGGGGUUACACCCAGAGUAUCACGGGUGAGCCGUGAAACCUUGGCGAGGUCCCCGGGGAACGCUUAAGCCUGGCCUAGCAAGACUGCCCCACGUAGACCCCUCUUUUGGUUUAGCACUUGCUUCAUCAACCUCAAAGGGAUGGGUGAUAGGACUGUUGUAAAAACCCAGCCGCGAUUUAGACUCCCACACGUCUGAUUACAAGGACAAAACACUCUGCUACGGACACAAGCCGUGCCAAGCAGGGCUGUCAGUGCCACCAGAGCGAGUGGUAGUUGGGGGGAGGGGGGGCAAAUCACCCGAUUUCACCCCUCCCCCGCAACCCCCCCCCCCCCCCCCCCCAUGGAUAGAGGUCAGAAACCAAUUGAGUUCGAUUCUGCAGUAAAACAGCUACAGGCACUCGUGAAAUUUAACCGCUCGUUAGGUCUCGUGUGGUGGAGUCUCGUGUCGGCACGCCCACCUCUUAAAAAAAAUGCCUGGCCAUCAUGGAAGAGUAGGCCAUGUGUAAUAAGCGUCUCCGACACAGGUUAACUUCAGUUGUAUUUAUUCUUAAGUUGCGGUACAGCACGCGUCUCUGCCUCUCUCUCUAUCGCGACCUGCUUCUCUCCCCUCCCCGCUGCCGGCUGACCGCGUGUCGGAGAGAGGAGAGGCUCUGCUGGUGGAGUCCGCCACGUGGCUGAUGGAGCGCAGCGGUGAUGACGUUCAAGCCCAGGCUCUUCACACCGACGACCUCGAGUCCUCGAUUGCUUCGGCUUAUAUCAGAGGUCGCAAACGGGUUUUGAUUCCUUACCCGUAACCGUACCCGGCCGCACCAGGGUCGCAAACGGGUACCCGUACCCGGCCGGGUAGCCGGCUAGUGUACGGGUAUCGGGUACCCGUACCCGGCCGCGUAGCCGGCUAGUGUACGGGUAUCGGGUUGCGACCUCUGGCUUAUAUCCCUCUCGGUGGACUAAGCCCCGCCUCUAGCCACGCCCCUCUCGGAACCUUCCAGAGGGCUCUCCAGGCUUCCCCGCUAGCUCCGCCCAUUUACCUUUCACCCAGAUGGAAUCCCUCUCACUGAUUGGAUGUGAGACAACGUAACACGUACCUGCAAUAACCACCCGGUCGUCCUGUAGGUGGCGCACUCUCAUUACACACGUACACUCGAAAGGGGCACUUUUGAGCUCAUAAAGAUCCUUCUUGGUCGCAGUCGUGUGAGCAAGGAAUUGCAGGUCUGCGCCCUUUAGUAGUAAAGUAGUACGUCACAAACUUGAACAUACUGUCGAUGCCUCUGGUUAAAAAUGGCGUCUGGACGCUGCAGCCUAAGGGAUGUGUAAAAAUACAAUCGCUUGUAAUCUGGUAAAACUUAAGCCGUCGCGUGCUUUAUUUCCUCGACUAUCGCUCCUCCAUGCAGCAGAAGCUGAUCCUCUUAAGUUAAAGCAGUGAUGGUCAAUACACCAAGCACUGUGCUGCUUUUUGGUGGAUCUCAACGGGCUCUGCGAUCCACCAGAAAGCUUUGACCAAAAUUUACCACUCUAUUAACAUAAAGUACCAGCGAUAUCAUGUAGGUGUGAACUUUUUUAAACGUAUGUUUUAGUUGGGGAUUUUUAUUUGCAAUCAGCUGUCUGCUUGUGGGAGUGUUUUAAUUUUGUGUUUAGAUCCACAAAAAAUAUUUUACGAUCCACGUAUUGGACACCGCUGAGUUGGAGAAUCAUUUUUUACGAUUAAACCUUUCCCAUUCUGAUGACGUAUGUGUACGUCAUCGGUUUUUCUUCCGAUUCCAUUCCGAUAAUGUGCGUUUACCGCAUCGGAACGGAAUCCAUGCCAAUUGGAAUCGAAUCUACUUCGAACGGAAUUGGAACUGAUUUUGAUUGGAUCCGAAUCGAUUUCGAAAGGAAUUGGAAGUAAAACUACUGUGGGAGGGCAUGUGGCACAGUUUAGCGCUAGCUAUCACAGAGAGUGCGGUCGUGUCACUACAGUUCUCUGUCGAGAGAAGAGUACAUUGUCUUUAAAAACAGCAGCGCUCCGCCUCUAAAUAAAAUUUACCGCUUGCGCGUUUCGAGAUUCAGCAGUGAACAGGACCCACCCUGCAACUUGCAGGCAUCUCGGAACGGGAAAGGGUUGAGAAAAGUGGGCUGGGGCAGGACGCGUCGCUCGAUGCAAAUAUGGCAGAUGGUCGAAAACUACGGACAAACUGUCAGCCAAAGGGGAAAAAAGUUCCUGAGAGGACGUCCACGUACAAUUGACACUUGAGAAGAUGGAGCAAUGAAUUCGGCUCUUGUAGAAAUACUGGAUUAAGUAGUCGAUCAUUAAUGGCAGUGGCCUUUAACCAGCAGCCGAUAGCUGAUGCCUGAUGAAGCUUUGCAGCGUCGUCUCAACAACACCCUAACCACACACCCCACCCCAGUGUGUGUCCCCCCCUCUCCGCACUGAAAUUGUUGCAAAUGGUUUAAUUUUCACCCCUGCUCAGCCAAUUGUAACAUCGCAGCACCGCCUAUGAACGGACACUGCCUCAAUAAAUUGCCCAGUGUCUUUUAUUGAACCAUAUCGGAGUCCUUUGCGAUUUUUGUUUCGUCUCACAAUGGAGAUAUGGAAAACCUUGUGUGAUGUAAUUGUAAAAUACAGCUCGGCUUUGCAACUCCUGUUUUUCCAGCCACGUAAUAUUUGAACGAAGCCUUGAAUGCGUCCAAUCUCAUCAGAUCUCCGAAGUUGAGCAGAAUUCAGCCUGUGUCGUGCUUGCAACGGGCGCAUCGCUGCGCUGAAGCAGGCAGCAUCGGCUGCUGCGUGGCAACUUGGAAGGCAAUGCAGAAAAAGUCAAUAACGUGCAGCAGAAUCCUUGUCCAUCGCGUUGGAGGUGACGUUCUUGAAAAUAGCUGCAAUCGGCAACUCCCGUGAUCCGCAAACUUAAAAAGGCAAAUCGAAAAACGCGAGGGGGUUUGGUUCAUGGUCAACUGCGAAUGGUGAACUAUACAUCAAUAACUAUACAUCAAUAACUAUACAUCAAUAACUGUACAUCAAUAACUGUACAUCAAUAACUAUACAUCAAUAACUAUACAUCAAUAACUA
Messenger RNA from Lethenteron reissneri (Far Eastern brook lamprey), 5458 nucleotides. RefSeq names its product TGF-beta activated kinase 1 (MAP3K7) binding protein 1 (gene TAB1). Gene Ontology annotation, molecular function: protein serine/threonine phosphatase activity. Gene Ontology annotation, biological process: protein dephosphorylation. Gene Ontology annotation, cellular component: cytosol. The record is from RefSeq and is a predicted model, not a curated record. Lineage: Eukaryota; Metazoa; Chordata; Hyperoartia; Petromyzontiformes; Petromyzontidae.